AUGCCAUCACUCAGCCUUUAUCCUCUUCCAGAUUUGAACAGCUAUGAUAUUUCACCUGUAACCGGAUUUCUUCCAGAACGACAGCCACUUGAAAGGUUACCAUCCUAUUUUGAUUUAUGGGAGAAUUUGGUUAGCAAUAUUGUUGAACUAUUGAAACAACGAGAAUUUCGUUUGUCAGUGAAUAAAAUGCCAUUACUCUCUUGUGACCGAUUAAAAGAUGAUAGAGCGUAUAGGAGGGCGUAUUCAGUUUUGGGAUAUAUUGCUCAUGCAUAUAUCUGGGCUGAUGAAGCUUAUGUGAAUCGGCUACCAACACAAUUGGCAAAGCCAUGGGUAGAGGUUUCUGAUUAUUUAGGAUUAUUGCCCAUUGCCUCAUACUCUGGGCUAAUACUUUGGAACUGGAAAUUUGUCAAUUCUAAACACCCUCAGACAAUAUCAUCAUUCGAGCCUGGAAAUAUUGAGAUAUUAAAUACUUUUACCGGCUCGUCAAAUGAGUGCUGGUUUUAUCUACUCAGUAUUUACUUUGAGUAUGUUGGUGCCCCAUGCAUUACGACCGGAUUAAAAGCAAUCGAAUAUGCGCGUAAGGACAAUCCUAGAAAAGUCAUCCAGAACAUCAACACCCUAACAAAACAAAUUGAGGUUUUAAAAAAAUUGCUUACGAGAAUGCAUGAACAUUGUGAUCCUUCAUUUUUCUAUACGAAGUUAAGACCAUUCCUGGCUGGUUGGAAAAAUAUGAAAAAUGCAGGAUUGGAAGGUGUUUACUACGGUGACUCCUCCAAAAUAUUGAGGGUCUAUUCGGGAGGAUCAAAUGCCCAAUCUUCUUUAAUUCAAACAUUGGAUCUUAUUCUCAACAUUAAACACAAGCCAUGUUGUGGUGGACAUAAAAGUAAGGAAAACGAUUCCUUUUCUAAUGAAAUGAAAAAAUAUAUGCCUAGGAAACACAGGGAUUUCUUAAAUCAUCUUUCCAAGGUGAAUUUGCUUAGGGACUAUGCUUUAAAUAAUGCGGAAACUUGCCCAGAAUUAUUACGUGCAUACAAUUCCGCGGUGACCAUGAUGAAACAAUUUAGAGAUGGUCACAUCCAACUUGUUACAAGAUACAUUAUUAUUCAGGCAAGAAAUGCACAAAAGUGUACAUUGCCAAAUUCUAAAACUCCAAAGAUUGGAUUGGCUAAUGCUAAGUUCCAAAAAUCUAGCGAAUUAAGGGGUACAGGUGGUACCGAAUUAAUUCCAUUUCUUAAGCGGUGCAGAGAUGAGACUGAAAAUUCACUUGCAGGUUCUAUCAAUUGA
Molecule: messenger RNA, 1284 nt
Organism: Brettanomyces bruxellensis
Lineage: Eukaryota; Fungi; Ascomycota; Pichiomycetes; Pichiales; Pichiaceae
Exons: 1
Coding region: 1-1284 (427 amino acids)
Biological process (GO): 'de novo' NAD+ biosynthetic process from L-tryptophan
Cellular component (GO): cytoplasm
Molecular function (GO): metal ion binding; indoleamine 2,3-dioxygenase activity; heme binding
Source: RefSeq, a predicted model, not a curated record